UCAUGAAUAGCUUAUCAAAGAAGAUUGAUCAAACGAGCGGGAAAUAAAAAAAAAUACGGAGUAAAUAAAUUAGUGAACGUACAUAAAGAAACUUAUUGAAGAAGCAAAAGAUUAUGUGAUCAAAGUAGCGGGAAAUUAAAUUAAACUUUAUUUACUCAUAUCACUGAUCAGUGAUCAAACUUCCUUGUUGUCACCAAAUUCUCUCUCCUCAUUUUGUUCAUCAUCAAUGGCUGUUUCACCGUCGGACCUCCCGCGGCUGCCGGCGGCGGUGGUGGAGCAGCUGCACGCAAUUUACUACGAGAAAUCGCAGCCACCGGCGAGCGCCGUCGCGAUUAGAUAUUUAUCUGAUAUCGGCGAACAAGAAUCGUUGAAAAUUCUUGAUACUAUUCGUAAUUAUUCAAAAACUAUACGAAAUUUAAGUGGAUUUAUUGUUCAUUUGGCUAAGAAGAACAAUUCUCAUCGCUUCUCUCCUCCUUCUCCGCAAUCUCCGCUUCCGCCUUCUCCUGCUGUUACUCCUCAAGGGAAUAAAUCAAGUGAGAAUAAACGGAAGAGGGAAUCAGAUCAUCCUGGUGGUGUAAGUACUGCAAGGCGGGUGUGUGACUUUAACUCGCCGGCUAAGGGUGAAGGGGAGCCUAAUGUACCCAAUAGUAGAAGAGAGAUUGUGUUAGACGCGUUUGAGAAACUUGAAUUCCGAAAGGCUUUCUUAAUUUUGAACUACAUUGGGAGAUUGAAGCUGGAGGAUGUUGUUUCUGCUGAUCAAAUUAUGAGUUAUCAAAGGCUUUCUAUGAGGGACUUUGAGGUUGAGAUAUGGAAUGAUUUUGGUAAAAGCAUUUGCCAGGAAAAAGAGCGAGUUCUUAAGAUGAACUGGGAAACUAGAGAAAGGUACAAUUACCAUUGUCAUGUUGAUGCACAAGGAAACUGUCGCUUCAAGGGUCCAUACCCGAACAAGGCAGCUACACUCUUACAGAAAGUUGUAGGAGAUGAAAAUGUACUAAUAGUGAAGUUGAUGGAGCAAGAAACAGAGAGCCUAGGAACAGAGGCUAAGAUGCAAAGUUCGGUUUUUAAUAAGAUAUCUGAAGGAAUUUUCAUUGGUAAAAAGUGUUACCAGUUUUUUGUUUAUAAGGAUGGCGGAAAAGAGGAAAAGAUGAAAGAUCCGACUUCUAGUCCCGUAAAGUGCUAUUUUGUUUGUAUGGAGGGGUUUGCAACACUAUUAAGGAAACCACCUCAACUUUUGAAGAUAUCAGUCCAGGAUGCAAGAUGCUUAUUCAUGCACAUACAUAAGGCUACCAAUCCGUCUAAUUAUAUGGCAAGGUUUUCUCUUAUACUGUCAAAAACCAUAACCUUGGAGCUAAAUUUUGAUGAUUUGUGUGUUGAAAUCACUGAAGAUGUACCUUGUCGGGAUGGAAAUGGUGAUAUUAUCUAUGGUACAGAUAAUAAAGCCUUGAUAUUUACAGAUGGAACUGGUUUCAUCUCUGAAGAUCUUGCUUUAAGGUGUCCUCAUAAUUGUUUUAAUGGUUACGUGAACAAUGAAGAGAAUGAUCAGGGCCUGCAUGGAUCUUUAGAAGCAUUUCAAUUUCCUGACAACUAUUCUGGAUUAACAGAGUUGAGAUCACUUCCGAGUGUGCCGCCUUUGCUGAUACAGUUUCGUAUGUUCCACAAAGGUAAAGCUAUAAAGGGAACUGUUCUCGUGAACAGAAAGCUUCCUCCUAUUACCAUUCAAGUUCGAAAGUCGAUGUUAAAAAUUGAAUCUGAUGAAAAACUUUCAGAUGCUCCAUCCGUAAAUUCGUUUGAGGUUGUAGCAACCAGCAAUAAACCAAAGGAUGCUGCUCUAUCAAAGAACCUGAUUGCACUGCUUAGCUAUGGAGGGGUGCCAAAAGAUGUGUUUUUGGCUAUGCUGUGGGAGGCUCUUACCAAACCUUGGUCUGUUUUGUACAGAACUAAAGCAGCAACAAGAGUCGCUGUUAAUUGGGAUUUCACUGAUGAGUUUAUUGUUGCACGGAUGAUUGCAUCUGGAAUUCCUCUGGAUGAGCCAUUUCUUCGACAUCGUUUAUCUGAUAUAGCAAAGGAAGAAAUGAAAAGUCUCAAAGGAGGGAAACUUCCAGUUAGUGACAGUUUCUAUUUAAUGGGAACAGCAGAUCCCACUGAAACAUUGAAUGCUGGUGAAGUUUGCAUAAUUCUGGAUCAGGGACAAAUUUCUGGACCAGUAUUAGUCUAUAGAAAUCCAGGCACUCACCCCGGCGAUAUUCAUAUUUUGACUGCAAAAUAUGUUGAGGGUUUGAAGGAAUAUGUAGGAAACGCUAAAUAUGGAAUAUUUUUUCCUUCCAAGGGGCUAAGGUCCAUGGCUGAUGAAAUCGCUGGUGGUGAUUAUGAUGGAGACAUGUACUGGGUCUCCAGGAAUUCUGAGCUUCUGAAGUAUUUCAAACCAAGUGAGCCUUGGAAAAGUAAUUCUCAGCUAAUUGUCAACAAGAAAAGUCUUCCUUCACCUGAGGCAUUGGAGCUAGAACUCAUUCGUCAAUACAGAAAUACUAGGUUUCAUCCAAACAAGGCUAUGGGUAUUGCUGCAGAUUGGUGGAUUGUGUAUAUGGAUCGACUGUUGACAUUGGGAGACGAAUGCGCUGAUGAAAAAGUUGCUCUGAAGGAAAAAAUUUAUAAGUUGAUUGACCUAUACUAUGAUGCUUUGGAUGCACCAAAAAAGGGUAUAACGAUAAAUGUUCCAGAGAGACUGAAACCACCCAGAUAUCCUCAUUUCAUGGGAAGAGGCGAGCAUUGCACCUACAAAUCCAAGUCUAUAUUGGGUGACAUUCAUGACAUAGUGGAUCAACUGAGUGCUCCAAUAAAACUUAGGAAGCUAGAGUGCUUUGAAGCUAAUAUUCCGGAAAUGUAUAUUGUGUUGUGGAAAAAUCACUACGACAAGUACAGAUUCGAGAUGCAGAAGGCACUAAAUGAAUCUAAAAAUGCAGAUUUUGUUUAUCAGAAAUACCGAAAGGAACUUUAUGGUGGUGUUGAUACAUAUGAUUCGGACAUGAUUGAAAAAGCUUGGAAAGAGAUUCGUCUUGAAGCAUUGGCUAUAUAUCAUGUUUGCUAUGACUAUGCAAUUGAUAAUAAGGACCCAAAAAAAUGUGGCUUUGCAUGGAAAGUUGCUGGAGAUGCCUUGUGGAAGAUAUAUCUGAAGAGUACGGGUGAAAAACCUAUAUUGUUUGCGCCAUCAGUUCUCCGCCAGAUGAUGCGUUAAGAUGCAUUGUUAUUGUUAUACACUUGCAAUGUGUCAAUGUAUGUAUUACAAUGUAAAACUAACUAAUAGGUUUAGAUUUCGGCAGACUGCUAGGUCUAUUUGAGCGUGAUCAGUUGCUCUCUUAACUAAAUUCGACUGCAAUUAUCCUGUAAUGGCUGUAAUAUAUUAACUUAUCGGUUGUUGUAGUUGGCCUUGUGUUUUCUCCAAACAGUACUUCAUUGCUGGGUAUGUUACUAUGUUCCCAGUUGAUGUUUAUAAUUAAUUGGCUUAGGCUUAGUAAAUAGUGUUUAUUUUCAAA
This is a messenger RNA of Chenopodium quinoa (quinoa), 3530 nucleotides long. RefSeq names its product probable RNA-dependent RNA polymerase 5. Gene Ontology annotation, molecular function: RNA-directed RNA polymerase activity. Gene Ontology annotation, biological process: siRNA processing. The transcript is spliced from 20 exons. The record is from RefSeq and is a predicted model, not a curated record. Bases 227 to 3232 code for a protein of 1001 amino acids. Gene Ontology annotation, cellular component: nuclear RNA-directed RNA polymerase complex. NCBI's taxonomy places the organism in Eukaryota, Viridiplantae, Streptophyta, Magnoliopsida, Caryophyllales, Amaranthaceae.